Lacerta agilis (Sand lizard) is the source of this 1037-nucleotide messenger RNA. Its product is annotated as cation channel sperm-associated protein subunit beta-like. Bases 10 to 1008 code for a protein of 332 amino acids. The transcript is spliced from 8 exons. Gene Ontology annotation, cellular component: CatSper complex; cilium. The record is from RefSeq and is a predicted model, not a curated record. Lineage: Eukaryota; Metazoa; Chordata; Lepidosauria; Squamata; Lacertidae.
AAUGCUGAGAUGAUUAUAGAUGCAGAUUCAUGUGUUUACACCCAAGCAAUUAUAUUUGUGACUGACUCGGCAAACCUUUUCUACACUAAGGCAGGUUUACUGAGAUAUGCCAAGCUUUUCCCGCCGGCAAAGGGUAUCUUCAACAUGUACUUUGACCACCUGGGAAUAUUAAAUCAUAUUUCUCUGAAUGAUACAAUUGACACAUUUGUGAAAGAAACGAAUGUGGAUGUGGACAGUUUAUUGAAGGUGAACUACAGGCCACCAUCUGUUUUGGGAAUUGCUGUUCCACUCACAGAAAACUUUUAUAAUGCUGACCCCAGCAAACCUAAAAUGAGGGAUUAUUUUACAAAUUCAAAAAAUUCUGGACAGUACAAGCAAUGUGCUGGCAAGUCAACGCGCUCUGAAUGUGGAUGUACAGAAAAUAUGAAGCUGUCAUUUUCUGUUGCCUUUUCUGAUUGCAAGGAGAAGGCCCUGCGAAUGAAAUUCCCAGUAUCAAGGCUUCCUCUCUAUUUCACCAUUGAGGAUGAGGGUCACUCUGUAAAUCUGACAUCUCCUUAUUUUAUCACAAUCAUAGAAGUCAACAACAGAACCAACUGGAAAGUUACAGGUACCAAUAAAACAUCAAGUAUGUUAAAAAUGAAAAAAUAUUUGGAGCACAGACUCAAUACUGAACUAUAUAAUCCAGAUGGCCUAUCUAUAACGAUAACUGGAUCUGAGCUUUUCCAUUUCAGGGUAUCAACUAUUCCUGGAGUCUCCUUUUGUAACUUAUUUGACGAAUUUCAGAUUUAUAUUGACGAUUCUCCACUGGCAUUCCCAGGAAAAUAUCUUAUCGCUUCAGUUACGACUAUAUUAAUUGGAGGCAGUAUUUUUGUGGCAUUUCUUCUGUAUGUAUUUGAAAUUGAGAUAUGGAACUUCUUAAAAAGGAAACUAAGAAGAAAUAAAGUGGCAUCAAAACCCCCACCCAAGAGGGAUUCAGUAAAUUCUGGUGAUUCCGCAGGAACUAGUUGACUGGCAAUAGUAAUAACGUUAUAAUAAUG